AUGGCACCAGAAGUAUCUCCUCCAUCCACAUCACGCAACGUGGCAGUCAUCGGUGCCGGAGCAGCUGGACUCGUGGCGGCUAGAGAGCUCCGGCGUGAAGGCCACUCCGUUGUCGUUUUCGAACGUGGGAGCCAAACCGGAGGCGUGUGGGCUUACACACCAAACGUUGAACCUGACCCGCUUAGCAUUGAUCCGACCCGACCCGUGAUCCACUCGAGCCUCUAUAGCUCUCUCCGCACCAACAUCCCACGAGAAUGUAUGGGUUUCACUGACUUCCCUUUUUCGACAAGACCAGAAAACGGGUCUAGAGAUCCGAGAAGACAUCCGGGUCAUAGUGAGGUUCUUGCUUACUUGAGAGACUUUGCCAAGAAGUUUGAGAUCGAGGAGAUGAUUAGAUUCGAGACAGAGGUUGUGAGGGCUGAGCCGGCGGCGGAUGAUCGCCGGAAGUGGAGAGUUGAGUCAAGGAACUCCGACAGUAUCUCCGACCAGAUUUACGACGCCGUCGUCGUUUGUAACGGUCACUAUACAGAGCCUCGUCAUGCUCAAAUCCCUGGCAUAGAUUCAUGGCCAGGAAAGCAAAUUCACAGCCAUAAUUACCGAGUUCCAGAUCAAUUUAGAGAUCAGGUUGUGGUGGUGAUUGGAAGCUCAGCAAGCGGAGUAGACAUAAGCAGAGACAUUGCAAAGGUUGCAAAAGAAGUCCAUGUCUCUUCAAGAUCUACUAAACCGGAAACGUACGAGAAACUUCCCGGUUAUGACAAUUUAUGGCUGCACUCUACGAUUGAAACUGUUAGAGAAGAUGGUUCUGUGGUUUUUCCAAGCGGAAAGAAGGUUUACGCUGAUACCAUUAUGCACUGCACCGGGUACAAAUAUUACUUCCCGUUUCUCGACACAAACGGUGAAGUAACGGUUGAGGAUAAUCGUGUUGGACCGUUAUAUAAACAUGUUUUCCCGCCGUCUCUUUCUCCGGGACUUUCAUUUAUCGGAUUACCAUGGCAGAUCACUCCUUUUCCGAUGUUUGAACUCCAAAGCAAGUGGGUAGCCGCAGUUUUGUCUGGUUGGGUUACGCUCCCGUCGAAAGAUGAGAUGAUGGAAGAUACUAAGAUGUUCUACGCAAAGCUCGAGGACUUGGGUAUCCCCAAGAGAUACACACAUCUUAUGGCAGACGAUUCUCAGUUUGAAUACGAUAAUUGGCUUGCUGAUCAAUGUGACUAUCCUCGGAUAGAGAAAUGGAGAGAGCAAAUGUUUUACAUCGGUUACAAGAGAAUAUACGCUCAAUCCAGUACAUAUAGGGACAAUUGGGAUGAUGAUCACCUCAUUGCAGAAGCAUAUGAAGAUUUCGUCAGAUUCACAUCUAACUAUUCAAGCUCUUUGAUCGAAUCUUAAAAAAGAAAGAGGAUAUAUAAACAAACGAAAAGAACUUAGCUUUUGUUCUGCGGAGAAGAGGCCAAUAAGCGUGCGUCAGUUUAUUGCAUGCGGAAAUGUUGAAAGUCGAAUACUAGUAAGAAAUAAGCGACUUGAUAUAUAUGUGUGGAUAACGAUAACGAUAUUUUAGAAAAUAUGUAAUAAGAUGAGGAACAUUGUAUAAAGCCGCCUUUCGUAAAGGAAGAAACAAACAAAAGAGUUUGCCAUAACUCAUCAUAAGUCACUGAGAAAUUCUCGGUGAUGGUUUAAUAGUCAUAUAAAGACC
Messenger RNA from Eutrema salsugineum, 1687 nucleotides. RefSeq names its product flavin-containing monooxygenase FMO GS-OX-like 7. The record is from RefSeq and is a predicted model, not a curated record. The transcript has 7 exons. Bases 1 to 1383 code for a protein of 460 amino acids. Lineage: Eukaryota; Viridiplantae; Streptophyta; Magnoliopsida; Brassicales; Brassicaceae. Gene Ontology annotation, molecular function: N,N-dimethylaniline monooxygenase activity; NADP binding; flavin adenine dinucleotide binding.